Molecule: messenger RNA, 2493 nt
Organism: Actinia tenebrosa (Australian red waratah sea anemone)
Lineage: Eukaryota; Metazoa; Cnidaria; Anthozoa; Actiniaria; Actiniidae
Source: RefSeq, a predicted model, not a curated record
UGGUGGUUGAUGGUAUCCAAACGUUCACUUUAUGGAAAGCUAACCAUUUGAACGCCACGACCAGUUAUAUUUUUCAACAUCACUGAACUUGAAUUAAUGAUUGGAACGACGUGUUAAAGUCAGUUCGAAACCUAUUUGGGGAUUAUUCUGCUUGGAUUCAUCGCGGAUUACUAAAUUGAUACGAAGUGGAAUAUUUCUAAUGGUUCAUCCAGCGGCAGUGAAGCCUUAUCAACAAACACCUACGCCCAAUAGAUUUUUGUUGUGCAGCUUAUAUUAGUUUGAUAUCCAUUGUCAGAAUUUGGCUUUUCGAAUACAAAUAAUCUUAUAAGUCCUAGCAAAACAGAAGCGAAAAAGAGACAUAAAUUGAUCUUAUGGUCGCUGAAAAAUUGAUGAGCGAGUUGUGCUUGUGAAUUGGAAACGAAGACUAUAGUUUGGUCUGACCAACACUGACAGGACAUUAUCUACUUAACCGCACUACUAAACCUGCAUACUACAUGUCUGUUUAGCUUCUGGUAAACAUCGAGGAUAAUUUUAGAAGUACUCCAAUUGAAAAUCCGAGGUCUUUGUGUUGCAUGUUAUAAAAGAGGCUACGUGGAUAAUGAGUGCUUCUACCGUUCAGCUGCGUUUACACAAUGGUCAGAACCACAACUCGUCGCUGACUUUUUACUCGCACGGUAGAGAAGCCAAACCCGCGCUUUCGCGGCGAUUGGCAGACGCGAAAAGUGGCGGGAAUAUAGAUAUCUUGCCCACGAAAAUGACGAAUGGUUUUAGCGGUGGAAUAAGGAAAUCUUUUGAGAGGAAAGAGCAAGAGAGUGAAAAAGAAAGAAGGAGUCGGAGUAAAAGCAAAACGUACGUGUCUUGUUUACAAACAUCACUGAGUUUUGGUUGGAAAAAGAGUCUAAGUGUGGAGACUGACGACAGCGAUUUCUGUGAGCCAGAUAACGAUCAUCGUAUCAUCGACAUGGACGGAUCGCUCAAGAAAGAAUCACCCACGGUUAAAGAAAGUGAGAAGAAAAUAAUGAAAGGCACAGAACACCGAAAGACGGUCAGCGAGGAACAGAAAUCUCAGAAAGCUAAACCACGCACGAGUGAUGAAAAAGCUGUUAAUGCAACGCCAUUAAGAAGUAGAUCCAAAGGAAAGCGCUCGGAGCUACAAGACGCGCAUGUAUCCGUUCAACCUAGUACAGGAAGGCAAUUAAUGAUUAUCAGCAACCUGGAAAAUGGAGCAGUCUCUGUAACGACAUACGGAGAUGGCAGCCCUGCUUCACCAAAGUCAUGUACCUCUUACGUCUACAUUAAAAGUAAAUUCCAAGGCAAUCAGUACUCUAAGACAAAGAGGAGCACAGUAGUUGUUCAAAAACCACCAUUAUGUCGCAGCAUUACCAUCUCCGAGGCCUCGCUGAGCAGUGCUUUGAGCCGUCAAGCCGAUAAAAUGGCGCCCCAGAGCAGGAGUAAUACAAACCUAAGAAAAGAGAGAAGCUGGACUGGUAUAAAUGUACAAAGAAAAAGCAAGAGAUCCUUUACUGUGUCUAACGAUUCGACGGAUGGCAGGUUGAGAACGAUUUAUGAAUCGACCAUGGAAGAAAAUUGCGACUAAUAUGAAAAUAACAAGACCACAAACUCUUGUAAAAUAUUAUCACAAGAAAUACUCGUUACCAGGAUGUUUUGGUUCAUCAGCAAAUUCCAAAUAUUUAUUGCUGGCUUAAAAAUAUUUCAAGCCGGGAGCCGAGAGUUCUUCUCUCGCUAGACAAAAAACCGGCAAAAUUAUAUAUAAAACAAGAAUCAUAAAGGAAGAAAAACAAACUUCGAACUGAACGAAAUAAAAAAUAUAUUCAGAGGGAAUAUUUCAAUUUGAUAGCACGAAGACUAGCGAAAUAAAUGGUUUUUCAAUUUUCGGUUAAAAGACGUGUUUUUAAGGCAGAAUUUACAUUAUGGAUCCAGCUGCUUGCUGUGGAUAGGACUUGUCGACAAAAUCUUUAUUCAGCCAAAGAAAAACACUUUAAAAUAUCAACUAAAACGGCGUCUUGGAACGAAAAAAAAAAAAACUGCAGUCGAAGAGUUUCUCUUUAUAUUUCAAAACUUUGUGUACAAAAAAGCGAAAUAUAAUAUACGAAGUCUUUGUAUUUCGUAAAGUUGAAUGAUAGGAAUAAUUUAUUUGAGUUGUACAUGAUAACAAAAGGCGUCUGAAACCAAAGUAAGUGUUAAGAAUGAAAAAAUCUAUAUCGCUAAAAAUUAUAUCUUGGAAAAUGAUUCCAUGGACAGAAUUGUCCAUUCAAAAGUAACUCGAUAUGAUAAAGAUUUAUUUUAAGCCAGAAAUGUAGUUUUGUUUUAGUAACUGUAUUUAAUAUGGUGGCAGCGGUUGGUAAGCGGAUGUAAGGUGCUCCAGUUUAUAUCCAUCCGUUCAUAAGACGCAAAUCUUAAUCCUAAUUUUUCAAUGAAUUGUAAAUAACUAUUGAGGCCAAGAAAGUGAUUAAAUAUCAUUCUAAACUGUGA